Molecule: messenger RNA, 3922 nt
Organism: Mercenaria mercenaria
Lineage: Eukaryota; Metazoa; Mollusca; Bivalvia; Venerida; Veneridae
Product: cytochrome P450 3A25-like
Exons: 14
Coding region: 123-1664 (513 amino acids)
Molecular function (GO): steroid hydroxylase activity; heme binding; oxidoreductase activity, acting on paired donors, with incorporation or reduction of molecular oxygen
Source: RefSeq, a predicted model, not a curated record
UUAUGAUAAUGUAAAUAUACUUGACAUAGUGAAAUAUGCACCUGUUUAGUACAAGGUACAGUACACACUAAAAUAGUUAUACACUGUUUGAAACAUACAGAUCCUGGACAGCAAUCGGAAGGAUGGAUAUAUUUGGAGAGUACUGGUUGUCAUGGGAACUGAUCAUUCUUCUGUUUACUCUAGGAGCAAUAUUUUUGUAUCGACAUUUUACGAUACUGAAACGUUUAGGUAUCCCAGGACCAACGCCACUGCCUUUCUUUGGAAAUCUGCUGGAACAAAUCUUCAAAGGUAUAAACAAGACAGAUGAAGAAUGGCUGCAGAAAUAUGGUAAAGUUUGUGGUUUCUACAGUGGCUACCAACCAAGCAUUGUGAUAACAGACCCAGAAAUAUUGAAGGUUGUACUUAUCAAAGACUUCCAGAACUUCAUGGAUAGAUCUCAAAUUAGUAACCACCCAAAGUUACUGUUGAAUACACUUUUCUUCAUGAGGGGACGAACCUGGAAGAGAACCAGAAAUAUCAUAACACCUACCUUCAGUGCAGGAAAACUGAAAAAUCUAAUCCCAAUCAUCAACGGAUGUGCAGAAACAUUGGUUAGUAAUCUGAAUGAAAAAGUCGGACAAGAUGUAGCUAUCAGAAAAUACUUCAUUCGCUUUACAAUGGAUACUAUCGCCUCCACAGCCUUUGGUAUUGACAUUGACUCACAAAAACAACCAGAUGAUCCAUUUGUGAAGAAUCUUGACAAAAUCUUCAAGUUAAAAACGUGGACAAAGAUGCUUUUCAUUGUUAUUGCUGCUGUGCCAUGUUUAGGAAAGCUGAUGCUCAAGUUAGGGUUCUCCGUCUGGCCUACAGAUAGUGUGAGGUUCUAUGAGGAAAUUGGUCAGGCUCUUAUAAAUGAAAAGAGAAACAAUGAAAUGAGCAGGGUAGACUUUCUACAAAUGCUGAUGAAUGCAGAGUUUCAUGAAUCAAAAGAGGAAUACAUUCAUAAUGAAUCUACAUUUUCCAGUGGAGUUUCCAGUAGUCACAAAACACUUAAAGUAGAAAGAUUGAAUGACGAUGAGAUAAAUGGUCAGGCAUUUUCUUUCUUCCUGGGGGGAUUUGAAACCACUGCUAGUCUGCUGCGGUACUCGGCGUAUGCACUAGCUUUACAUCCAGAUGUUGAUGCAAAACUUUACGAAGAAGUGCAAAAGCAUGUAGGACAGGACGUUCCAGAUUAUGAGAAUAUUGGUAAAUUGAAGUACAUGGAUCAGUUCAUCAAUGAAGUGCUCAGAUUUUAUCCUCCACUAAACAGACUAAACAGGGUAGCGAAUGAAGACAUUACUGUUGGAGCAAUUACGAUACCAAAGGGUACUGUAAUACAUGUACCAGUCUGGACUAUACACCACAGUGAGGAAAAUUACCCCGACCCAGAAACUUUCGAUCCUGAAAGGUUUUCUCAGAGCAAGAAAGGAGCCACUGAUGGGGUAGCAUUUUUACCAUUUGGAACAGGGCCAAGAAAUUGUAUUGGUAUGAGACUAGCCCUUGUCGAAGCCAAGAUUGCUCUCGUGUAUUCGUUAAGGAAGAUAAGAUUUGUGAAGUGUGACAAAACACAGGUACCAUUAGACUUAGAUCAUUUUACGAUAUUGAGGCCAAAGACUCCUAUACAGCUUCGCAUUGAAACUCGGUAAUAACAGAAAUGUUGUCCAUUUGGAAGCAGGGAAGGUGUAAAUAUAGGUGUGAAUUGGAGGUGGAGAAGAGGUCUUCCAACCAGACAAUAUAAACUCAUGAAAUCAUUUAUUAUAUUAGUCUAUGAAAUUAACUUACAUAUAAAAGUUCCAUUACUUUCGCCUUAAAAAUUCGAUAUCCAGGAAUACAUUAAUUUAUAACCAUUUUGGUGAAAACAACAUUUUACGACAAGGAAAAUGCUUUUAAAGUCGUAAGCCGGAUAAGUAUUAAUAUUGUUGCAGUUCCGCGGAUAAAUUUAGAGAUGACAAAAAUGGAACUUUAGCAAGAUGUAAUCCGUUAUGUUUGAUUUUAUGCAGAAAAGAUGCCUCCGUGACAUACCUUUGCUUGUAUUAUUAUUUCCCCCUGUUACUGCCUUUAUUACUCAUAGAUAAGCCAUGUGUCAUACCCCAUAUUUAUACAAAUUCUUUAUAAAAGUUUUUGUUUGACAUUUGUUUGUUUUGAAAUAGUAUAUAGCUCUACUUCAGUCAAAUUGUUAAAAUGCCAAAUAUAUUUAGCUCAUUUUUUGUUUUCUUUGUAUUUUUUUAAAUUCUUUGAUAUGGCAGAUUUUCUUUUCAAACUUUGUUUACUAAAAUCAUAUACAGACGCUAAAACAUAGAAAGAAAGAACUGAGAAAGCUUUCAAUCACCCCUGAUGUCAGAAUAUGAUUAUACCUUUAUGUCAGACAAUUCUUAAUUUUAAGUUAUCACCUUUUGAUGUACACCAGAGCCAAACACCUCUACUGUAUCUCAAAGUCAGAAACAAAGAAAAAACAUUCUUAGGGAUUCUUAAAACGAAAAUGUAUUGAAAGUUUUACUGCAGAUGGGUGGAUUAAUUGAUAACAUCAAUAUUUCCGUGAAAUUCAUAAGAUGCUUCUUUAACUUCUUUAUUAUGUAUGCAUGCCUAUGAAUGAAGAAAUGAUACUAUUUUUUCUUUUAACAUACAUUUGCAAUAUUUUCUUGAAUUAAAAUUUAAAGUAAGCUUCACGCUCUUAAACAUCACCUGAUUUUCAGGGUUUAGCUUGGAUUUCUUUUGAGGAUUUUUUCCUGAUUUGCGUAAGUAACUGCAUAUUAUAAAAUCAUCAUUAAAACUUUACCAUGGAAUUAAUUUGAUGUUCUGACAUUAAUUUUAGUAAUAUAGCCGGCCUAAUAGAAAUUUUAUUCCAAACAUGAUAGAGUGGUAUCCGUAAAUGCUAGUUUCAUUUAGAUAGAACUCCCAGGGAUGACUAGUAUCCACAAUAUGAGCCGUAGAAUACCACCAAGAUAUUGUAAAAUGUAGCAAUAUCGUCUACCUGAGGAAAGCUCAGUGUGAACUCUCUUACAUGCUUCGACAAGUGUUGCACAAUUUGUUCCCAUGGAAAUGGAAAUGUAGCAAUGUCUCUGGCAAAUGUUUAAAAAUAGGAUCGUUUGUCAUUUAUUUAAGAAAACCAAUGUUUUAACGUUAUUAAUACACGAAAAGGUAAUACGUCCGCGGAAUAAUUUCACGAGGGCGUAUGAAUAUGCCCUUUACCUAAACUAGUAGAAAAAUAUAGUAGCGCUCUUUCUUGGUCGCAACAAAAACAUUGACGUCAUCGCACGUUAACGUGACGUCAUUUAAGCGUAAGGGUGUUUUAUGCCAAUAGUAGAAAAAACAUAACUACUGACAUAAGGAACCGUUUCUUAUGUCAGUAGUUAUGGUUUUUCUACUAUUGGCAUUUGUAAUUACUAAUUUUAAACUUAUCUAGGAUUUCAUCAGAAUUUUCAACUGAUCAAAUGCAUUUACCACUGAUAUAUUUCUUACAUUUUCCACAUGGGUUUUAAAGCAGUAAGUCACCAUAUUAAUAACUAAGAAGAAAUAUUUGUUGUUGUAAUAGAGCUUGGAUUUACGGAAUCCUGUUGGGGCCAUUUAUAAUGUCGCCGUCGCGUUUGCGGGGUCGACACACGACAACGCGAAGUGACAUAGCGACAUUACGAAGUGACACCCGACAAUCGCAAAUGACGGCGACAAUCCUAAACGACAAUGUCGCGGUAUCCACUUUGAAAUGUCGCCUUUCAAAAGCACGAUAUAUCGCGAUGUCACUUCGCGUUGUCGAGCGUCGUUUCGCAUUGUCGCUAUGUCACUUCGUAUUGUCGCGAUGUCACUUCGCGUUGUCGUGUGUCGAUCCUGCAAACGCGAUGGCGACAUUUUCAAACGACAUGCGAUAAUCACAAACGACGCUCGACACAACGCGAAGUGACAUUUUCCA